Molecule: messenger RNA, 1047 nt
Organism: Cladocopium goreaui
Lineage: Eukaryota; Dinophyceae; Suessiales; Symbiodiniaceae
Source: the annotation of a GenBank genome assembly
AUGCUGCUGUCUUGGGCUAUGCUCUUUGUGCAGGCUCAAGUGGCGACAGACUUACUGGUUGAUGAGUCGAAGUCCAAGACAUCUGAGACAUCCAACACAUCCGAGACCGAAGUGAGCUUCGCCGUUGCAGCGGAACGCAGGCUGGGUACUAAGGGUAAAGUCGUCGUCUCGGGGUUAUUCCUGCUGUUGAUGAUGACCACCUUGGUGUCCCAAUAUGCCGAAGCUGGUGCCCUCUUCUCCACGCUGACGGGCUGGCCGCAGCCCUGUGUUCGUGCACUACUUGCUUUGCUGUUGGCAAUCCUCACUUGGAAUAGUCCUACAACCCGCACAGCUGCAAUCAAUGGUUGUUUAACGUUGGGCUUCGUGGUUGCAAGCCUUGUGGUCUUUGGCACUGGCCUGCCGUUGGCUCAAUGGCAUCGCUUGGCACGAACUGACUGGCACAGCUGCGCCAGAUCUUUACCAAGCAUUUUGCAGCUCUUUGUCUACCUGGAAGUGACACCAAGCAUAGCUUCCAUACUGCAGCUGAAGCGCAGACGGAUCAAACGAGCGAUUUUCGUCGGCUCGGCUUUGCUGCUGCUUCUGGAAUCAACUUGGUCGGCCCUAGGCUUGGCGUUGGUCCCGUUUCAUGGUGGACUUCGAGAGGAUCCAGUGGCACUUCUUCUUGGACAGAAUGGCCCAGUUUCUUCCGCAGUACUUGCACUGGGUUGCUUUGCCGUCCUCACAACGAUCCUGGGAACCAAUUUGGCUUUGAGAUCUUUCUGUGGUGAUGCCAAGCCGCGCGCUGCCUUAGCAUCUUACAGCUUUUGUGUCUUGACACCUGCUCUUGCACCCAAGGGUGCGUUCUUUGCUGCGAUCGAUUUUGCAGGAGCCUAUCCUGUGACUUUGCUUUGGGGCUGCGCUUUGCCGCUGAUGGCACUUGCUCAGCAAAACAAAUCAAGGAGACAGCUCGUCCUUUUGCUGUCCUUGUUCUUCGUAUCCUUGGCCAUGGUCAUCAGCUUUGCCUUGCAAGAUCUUGGGCUCUUGUCCCGUGCUGCGCGGUGGGCCUGA